Molecule: messenger RNA, 1891 nt
Organism: Drosophila navojoa
Lineage: Eukaryota; Metazoa; Arthropoda; Insecta; Diptera; Drosophilidae
Gene: Rcd6
Product: Reduction in Cnn dots 6
Source: RefSeq, a predicted model, not a curated record
GAAAGAAAAAAUAUAUAAAAAAAAAAAUAGGAACUAGAAAAAACCAAAAUACCAUGACAAGCCUCAAUUAGGCCGCUUAACGCUUUCGCAUUCGCAGCGCCACGAUACUCAUCAUUGAAACAUACAAGAAAGCAUCCCAAGUAGAACUAGAACUAGCUUGUCAUCGCCUCGCACCACUGACCCAACAGCCAGAGAGCUGAGAGCCACCAUCGAACCGCCAAAGCCAAGGCCGACCGAAAUCAAAGCUUAUUUUCUUUUUUUUGGCCAACAACAACAACAAACGACGAAACAACACGAUCAUGAAUUAUCAGAAGGCCAGUGAAACGCAUUCACCGUCCCCGUUCAAGAAGCCGAAAAGGCCCGCUGGCACCAACAACAACAACAGCAACAACAACAACGACCACAACAACAGCAAUAAGAAGAACAGCAACAGCAGCAGCAUCAAAGGCAAAGGCAACGGGAACGGGAAAGGCAAUAGCAUACAAAACUUUUGGAACGAACGCAUCAUGGAGCGCUUCAUAAAGGCGAAUCUAUUCAUUAUCUGCUGUGUGGCGGCGGGCCUGUUGCUGAUUGUCUACCUGGGCGCCUUCUCGUGCGAGGUCUCGUGGCUGCUGGAGGCGCACGGCGAGCUGCCCUUCGCCGCCUAUACGCUGUGCACACUGUACUUUGUGAUGUUUGUGGCGACGACCAUUCUGAUCCAUGGCCUAGUGAGUGGGCUCUGCUGGCCCCUGUUCGCCUGGUCGGCCGUCAUUGGGCUGAUGUCGAUACCGGAGCUGGUGCUAGUGAUGCUAAUGACCACACAGCAUUGGGGUCUGCAGUCGGUGCACGGCCUGACGGAGCUAACCUCCUAUUUGGUAAGGCUCAUCAUCAACUGCCUGGCUCUGAUCUGCGUCAUUCCCACCGGCAUCAAGUGGCGUCGCGAGAGGCAGGUGCUCAAUCAGCUGCAAGACCUGGCCACCCGGCUCUCCCUGCAAACCCCAGCGCCCAGCGUGCCCAUGACCAAGGCGGACUCGAGGCGCUCCAGCCAGCGGCUGAGCGGCUUCGAGAACGCGGGCUACCAGCUCUGCGACGAGACGAAGCUGCCCCUGGGCAGCGGCGCCAACCAGAUGUUUGGCUCGCAGAACGAGUUCAAUGCCAGCAUGUUUGCGCCCCAGCAGUACGUGCCCAGCCAGCGGAGCAGCUCGAAUCAGGGCCAUCGCGCCCAGUCGCUGAUGGAUCUGCGCUGCACGCUGCCCGGCAUGUACAAUCCCCGGCAUGUGCUGGACACGGAGGACAAGAAUGCCAAGUACUUCAACAUAACCAUAGACGACCUGAAGCACAAUUUGCAGGACUCGCACCGCCCGUCGCCGCCCUCGCUGAUUGGCUCCGCCAGCAAUGAUCCCAUCUACUGCUCCAUCGAGCCCAAGCAGCUGACGCCGCCGCCGGCCCAGCAGCAGCAGCGGCACGGCCAGCAGAAGAAGCUGGCGCGCAACUGCAUCUCCCUGGAGAACCUCGACGGCAUCAGCAAGGUGCAGAACGACCUGGCUGCCUAUGGCAACAAUCUGCUGCAGAACUACACGCAGCAGCAGCACUACUACUUGGCCAUGCUGCUGCAGCAGCAACAGCAGCAGGCGGCCGCCGCGGCAGCAUCCAAUCUCUACCGCCGUCCCUCGGCCUGCAGCGUGACGGGCAGCUGCACCAUGCUCGGUGUGCAGCGACGCGGCUCCCAGCAUCUGCAGCAGCAGCAGCUGCAUCAGCAGCACCUGCAGUACUACGGCGGCUUCGGCUAUGCCAACUACGCCAAUCCCUACAUCACAGCCAACAGCAAAUUGUCCCUGGGCAAUGAGUCCGAUGACUAUCGCAAGUAUCGCGAUGUGGCUCUAUAGUAGAUAUUUAAGCUAUGCUCCAGUCA